UUCUAGGCACUUUGGAUGCACAGAAAAGGGGGAGAGAGCAGCAGAAAAUGGAUUAUUUCUCCUAGUGCAAGGAGAUAAAUGUGCACAAAAUGGGAUCAAGCAGCUGGUGUUUGUGGUGGUUGUUCACCUUCGGGACUCUUGUGGCGUCGCUUCGGAGCGUCCGACAUUGCCUGAGAGGGAUCUCCAUGAACGUGAUUCUGCUGGAUGACGAAGAGUCGCCUUGGAGCUUAAAGUUUGUGAGAGGGCAAAUACUGAAGGCGUUAGAGUCCGAAUCCGGGGUUGAUGAAAACGGGGUGAGAUUUAAUCUCACGGCCAAAUUUGGUGGUUUUAAUACUACUUUCUAUGAACAAAGCGGCUGCUCGAGUAGCACAUGUGAAGGAGUGGCUGAGUUAAGAAACCUGAUGUCUACGGGCAACUUGGGAUGUGCUGUGCUUGGACCCACAUGCACAUUGGCCGCUUUCAAUAUGGUUGAUGAUGAGAGGGGACUGAAACUGAGCACACCCAUCAUCUCAGCAGGCAGCUUCGGCCCCUCCUGCGAUAACAAGGUCAACCUCCAGCGCGUCCUGCCGCCCGCGCUCAAAAUUUCCGACUUUUUCGUCCACUUCUGGAAAGAAAACAACUCUAUCAAGCCGCCAUGGGAGACUGCUUAUGUGUACAAGAAGGAGAAUAACACGGAGGAAUGUUUUUGGUAUAUAAAUGCACUGGGGGCAGCCGAACACAUAUUUGCCAAAAGCGUGGCAAGAACAAUACUGCACACACCAGAAGACCUGCAGAAGGUUUUGUCAUCACACAGGAACAGGACGAGCAACUUGUUCAUCAUGUGUGGUUCCAUGAUGGAUGUUGUGGAGGUGAAGAAUCUCACCGCAGAAGCAGACAGCAGUGACAUUCUCUUCAUCCUUAUUGAUCUCUACAACGACCAAUACUACAUCAACACAACGUCCCAGCCAUCUAUGAAGAAUGUGUUGGUACUCACCAUGCCCAACACCAGGAAUUACACCAUAGACCCAGACCUGACAAGCAACACCACAAUGAAUGACUACAUGGCUGCGUACCAUGACUCAGUGCUGCUGGUCAGUCGAGCGAUAAAGGAAAUAUCCCAAAAACCUCAUUCAGAGCAUUAUCACUCACUAUAUGUUAAUGUAAAUUACCUCAGGAACACCUCCUUUGAUGGUAUUGCAGGAAACUAUCGGAUAGACAAGAAUGGAGACAGAGAUGUGAAUCUCUCUAUCAUUUACACCACCAAUAACAACAAGUUUUGCACCUUAUUUACCUUUGACACAGAGCACAGUCUGACCACACUGGUUGAGACCAAACCCUCUUUCGUCUGGGGGAACAGACUUCCUGAUUUCAAGCCAGCUUCAGAAGGAGCAUCACUUGACAUCGUCGUCAUAGUUUUGGGGGUGAUUGUGGUGGUUGUGGCCAUCAUUGCCUUCAUCUUCUACAGACAGAACAGGAGAGAUCGGCUGCUGAGGAAACGGUGCUCUGACUCCCACAUCCCCUCUGAACUUGUCACCCUGUUGGAGGACAACUCAUUGAACCAAGUUGUUCUGAAGAUUGAAAAUGAGAGGAAAAACAAAGUAUUUAAGAUCCGCCGUGCGCUCUACGACAAGAAGAUUGUCAUUCUGAAGGAGCUCAACCACUCAGAUGGAAACUUCAACGAGACCCAGAAAAUGGAGCUUAAUGCUCUCUUGCAAAUCGACUAUAACAACCUCACCAAGUUUUACGGCACAGUGAAGUUGGAUGAGGGCGUGUUUGGGGUUUUUGAGUACGGUGAGCGGGGAUCACUUAGGUACGUGCUGAAUGACAAGGUCUCUUAUCCGGAGGAGACGUUCAUGGACUGGGAGUUUAAGAUCUCUGUCAUGUACGACAUCGCCAAGGGCAUGUCCUACCUGCAUGCCAGUGACAUCCAGGUGCAUGGACGCCUUAAGUCCACCAACUGUGUGGUGGACAACCGCAUGGUUGUGAAGAUCACAGACUUUGGUUGCAACUCCUUUCUCAAGCCUGGCAGAGACUUGUGGACAGCGCCAGAGCACCUCAGGAAGCAGGGCACCUCCCAAAAAGGAGACGUGUACAGCUUCGCCAUCAUUGCUCAGGAGAUAGUUCUAAGAAAAAGUACCUUCUACACCGAAUGCUGCUCUGACCGAGCAGAAAAACUGUCCAAGGUCAUCAUGUCCUACUUCAGGCCAGAUCUAGACUUUGACACAGCUUCAGAGAAAGAACACGAAGUGUAUAUGCUGAUAAAAAGUUGUUGGGAAGAGGAUGCUGAGAAAAGACCUGACUUUAAGAAGGUAGAAAACUGUUUGGGCAAAGCCAUCAGUAAAAUUCACAACAAGGACAACGAGAGCUACAUGGACAACUUGAUUCGCAGGCUGCAGAUGUAUUCCAGAAACCUAGAGCACCUGGUGGAGGAGAGGACGGUGCUUUACAAAGCCGAGCGGGAUCGAGCAGACUGCCUCAACUUCAUGCUACUUCCUGGCCCCGUGGUGAAGAGCCUGAAGGAGACGGGGGGAGUGGAGCCUGAGCUGUACGACGAGGUGACCGUUUAUUUCAGCGACAUCGUAGGCUUUACCACGCUGUGCCUGUACAGCACACCCAUGGAGGUCGUCGACAUGCUCAAUGACAUCUACAAGGGCUUCGACAGCAUCCUCGACCACCACGACGUCUACAAGGUGGAGACAAUAGGUGAUGCCUACAUGGUGGCCUCCGGUCUCCCAAGGCGGAAUGGCAACAGACACGCGGUGGAUAUCUGCCGCAUGGCCUUGGACAUUCUGGCCUUCAUGGGCACCUUCCAGCUCCGACACCUGCCUGGCAUCCCUGUGUGGAUCCGCAUCGGUGUGCACUCAGGUCUGUGCGCGGCAGGCGUGGUGGGGAUAAAGAUGCCCAGAUAUUGUUUAUUUGGAGACACUAUCAACACGGCGUCCCGCAUGGAGUCCACCGGACACCCCCUGCGGAUACACGUCAGUCAGCCCACCAUUGAUAUCCUGACCAGGACAGACUGCAAGUUCGAGUACGAGAUGAGAGGGGAAACAUAUCUGAAGGGUAAAGGAACAGAGACCACCUAUUGGUUGACGGGUGAGACAGGAAAAGACUAUGAUCUACCAACUCCACCUACAACAGAGAACUUCCAGCGGCUCCAGCAGGACCUGGCCCACAUGAUCCUGGCUUGUCUGGAGUGCCGUUCCCAAGGCUCCGUGCGCAGAAGACGAACACUUUUAAGUGAAAGCCAGGACGACCGCACAGAUCGAGAACCUGAGGUGGAACCUCUGGAAUAUUUGCAUCUGGGAACUGUGGAUAACACCCUCAGCACCUUCUUGUGAGAUGAUAUCAGUAAAAAAUGAUAACAUCACCAAUACAACAUCAAAUUGAUCAUUUACUGCUAAGUUUGUCAUCCAUGAGAUGAACAAAGCAUUUGGUAACGUUGGCCUAAAAAGAGGCAAUACAUGACAAAGAUAAUACAGUGAUACCUCAACUUUAGAGUGUUUUGAGAUAAAAGUUGUCUUAUGCUUUAAUAUGCAAGCAAAAACAUUUGAGUUCCAAGCGUCCUCGGUCCAUGCAAAUGUCACAGUGAACCCCGUAAGAUCCAACCAAAACAUCUGGACCUACCCACUAGCAUUAGCUUUUAGCUAAAGAUCGACAUAGCUUGGUUUUUCUAAGGAUGGGAAAAAAGAAAAUGGAUGUGAAGGACAGUGCUGAGAAGAAAUGGAUGAUAUUCAUUGAAUUAAAAAAAUAAAUGAUCAAAGCAUGACCGAAAAUUUUGCCAACUUGGCGAGGAAAUUUGAGCGUAACACUGAUAGCCAUACUGAAGCAGAAUGUGUCAACGUCAGCCAAGAAUGUUAAAAUAAUAUCAAAGCGGCAAAUAUUUAUCCAUGAAAAUAUGGAGAAGCUGCUGGUGGCGUUGGACAGAGAAACAGCUGGAUGGAGAUAGAUUAGAAGUAAAAGCUGCAUAUUAUUACAAUUCUUCAUAAAACUACUGUCAUUGUUAGUACAUUCUUUUAAAAAGGCGCUACGUGUUAAAAUUGUGCUGUUUGGGGCGGGAAGCACCGAUUAAAUUGAUUUCAACGGUAACGUUGAUUUGAGAUACAAGUGUCUUGAGUUAAGAGCUCCGUCACAGAACCAAUUUAGCUCGUAAGUUGAGGUACUAGUGUACUUGUUGUGGUUAGAGUGUCCGCCCUAAGAUCGGGAGGUUGUGAGUUCAAACCUCGGCCGAGUCAUACCAAAGACUAUAAAAAUGGGACCCAUUAUCUCCCUGCUUGGCACUCAGCAUCAAGGGUUGGAAUUGGGGGUUAAAUCACCAAAAAUUAUUCCCGGGCACGGCCACCGCUGCUGCUCACUGCUCCCCUCACCUCCCAGGGGGUGAACAAGGGGAUGGGUCAAAUGCAGAGGACAAAUGGGCAAUUAAAACAAGGGAUUUAUAACCACUUUGGUAUGACAUUUCGCUUCUUAUUUUGCAUUUGCAGCGAAAACAUUUUUGUCAAAAACUAUUUAGCGCUUUAAAUACGUGACUUUUGAAAAAAGCCUGAAGUUCAUAGUUAGCACUUAUAUCAAAUGUUUGUUGCUUGUGAAAUCAUGUCAAAUAAUUAUAAAAGAAAUACAUAGGACAGCAUAUUUUUUUAACCAGAGUCUUUUAUUUUGAGAGUAGUGACAUUUAUUUACACAAAAUACAACUUCUUAUUUUUCAGAAUGUUUCUCAGCUUGUUGUGUUGUAAAGUACAUUGAUGCUGUGACUGUAUCAAAUACAACUAUUUUUAAUUCCACAUCCUGUCUCUGUGUUUGUUGUU
Molecule: messenger RNA, 4778 nt
Organism: Nerophis lumbriciformis (worm pipefish)
Lineage: Eukaryota; Metazoa; Chordata; Actinopteri; Syngnathiformes; Syngnathidae
Gene: gucy2cb
Product: guanylate cyclase 2Cb
Biological process (GO): cGMP biosynthetic process; receptor guanylyl cyclase signaling pathway; protein phosphorylation
Cellular component (GO): plasma membrane
Molecular function (GO): adenylate cyclase activity; ATP binding; peptide receptor activity
Source: RefSeq, a predicted model, not a curated record